CGACAGACAUCCUCCCCCUCCUCUCUCUCGUCUCCCCCUCCUCUCUCUCGUCUCCCCCUCCUCUCUCUCGUCUCCCCCUCCUCUCUCUCGCCGCCAUGGACGCCCUGCAGGGCUGGGGGGUGAGCAGCACCCACUACCUGCAGACGCACUACGCUGAGGCCCAGGGCUGGUUCCUCUGGGUGUCCUGGGCUGCGGACCUCCGCAACACCUUCUUCAUCUUCUUCCCCCUCUGGUUCCACCUGCGGCCCAACGUGGGCAUCAAGCUCAUCUGGGUGGCGGUGAUCGGAGACUGGCUGAACCUGGUGUUCAAGUGGAUUCUGUUCGGGGAGCGACCGUACUGGUGGGUCCAUGAGGCAGCGUACUACCACGACAAGGUGGCCCCACACAUCCAGCAGUACCCCAUGACCUGCGAGACCGGACCAGAGCUGAGCGCUAUUCAGUAUGUGAGGGCCCUGCUGUGGACGGGCUUCUGGGCCGUCCAGGUGUGCGUCUGUCUCUCCAGGGUCUUCAUCGCUGCACACUUCCCCCACCAGGUCAUCGCUGGAGUCAUCUCAGGCAUGAUCGUGGCGGAGAUCUUCGACCGGGUCCAGUGGAUCUACAGCGCGAGCAUGAGGAGCUACCUGCUCACCACCAUGUUCCUCACCUCCUUCGCCGUGGGCUUCUACCUGCUGCUCAGGGCCUUGGGCGUGGACCUGCUGUGGACCCUGGAGAAGGCCCAGCGGUGGUGCGUGAGGGCCGAGUGGGUCCACAUGGACUCCACGCCCUUCGCCAGCCUGCUGAGGAACAUGGGCACCCUGUUCGGGCUGGGCCUGGCGCUCCACUCGCCCCUCUACACCGAGAGCAAGCGGAGCUCCGGCGCCGUGGCCAAGGCGGGCUGCAUCGUCAGCUCGCUGCUGCUGCUGCACCUCUUCGACUCCUUCAAGCGCCCCACGCACACCGCCGCGCUCUACUACCUGCUCUCCUUCUGUAAGAGCGCCACCGUGCCGCUGGUGGCCGGCAGCAUCGUCCCGUACUGCGUCAACAGCGCUCUCAGCCUGCAGGGCAAGAAGGGCUUGUGAGCCGGCGCCCACAGGAGACUAAGGGGCGGGGGGGGGGCAGCUGCCCCCAGGACGCAGCGCCACUCACUCGCUGCCCGGUGAUUCAUGACUCAGGGCGCCGCCGCCGUCUGCCCGGUCUGGGAACGGCAGCCGUGGACAGAGGGCCUCGCAGAAAUGGGGUUUCUUUCAAAGCUCAAACGCGGUGGCAAGUGAAAGCUCAGAUACUCAGAACCCAGGGCAGCUGUGAGCAACGAGCCGCACACACACUGGGGAAACGACGUUGGGAUGGAGGGUUCAGGAGCUCUGCAAGAGGAUGUGAAUAACGUGGCACUAUUCUUAGAGCACGUUGUACUAAGAGCCGUCAGGGAAAUCCGUUUGACUUUUAUGUUUUAUCUCCGAUUCAUUGUCGUGUUUUUAAGUAUUGUUUGUUUCAUCAGAAGUAACUUUUUAACUUUGAUUUUUUUUUAAAUAAACAUCUUUAAAAUGU
Messenger RNA from Gadus macrocephalus (Pacific cod), 1524 nucleotides. RefSeq names its product glucose-6-phosphatase catalytic subunit 1-like. Gene Ontology annotation, biological process: gluconeogenesis; glucose 6-phosphate metabolic process. Lineage: Eukaryota; Metazoa; Chordata; Actinopteri; Gadiformes; Gadidae. Gene Ontology annotation, cellular component: membrane. Gene Ontology annotation, molecular function: glucose-6-phosphatase activity. The record is from RefSeq and is a predicted model, not a curated record.